Molecule: messenger RNA, 1877 nt
Organism: Cryptotermes secundus
Lineage: Eukaryota; Metazoa; Arthropoda; Insecta; Blattodea; Kalotermitidae
Product: glycine receptor subunit alpha-2
Exons: 10
Coding region: 106-1599 (497 amino acids)
Biological process (GO): chloride transmembrane transport; regulation of membrane potential; signal transduction
Cellular component (GO): membrane; neuron projection; synapse
Molecular function (GO): chloride channel activity; transmembrane signaling receptor activity; neurotransmitter receptor activity
Source: RefSeq, a predicted model, not a curated record
GCUCAGUGAGGACCGGUGGAAGGGGAGGUCGGGUCGGCACGGCAGUGGCACGGCAGGUGCGACCGACGGCUGCCUCACUCGUUGCUGGCGGCGUGUGGUGUCGACAUGGCGCGUCUCCUGGUAGCCUGCCUGCUACUCCUGCACAUCGCACACGCCAAGGAAACGCUCACUGAAACGAACUGUCCGGACAUCAGGAAAUCGAACAUGGCAACUGAACUACUGAACGACCUCGUCGCCCCCUGCAGGUACGACCAGUGGGCGCCCCCCGGGAACAGAUCGGGCCCGCUCCAAGUGGGGGUCCGGAUGCACGUGUACUUCCUGGGGGCCAUCGAAGCCCAGAGCCUACAAUUCACGGCGCACAUCUUGCUGCGGCUGAGGUGGGUGGACCCCCGGCUCGAAUACAAAAGCUUCGCCCCCGGUGUGCCCCUGGUUGUCCGGGAGGGUGCCCCCAGGGACCGUCUGUGGACGCCCCACGUGUACCUGGUGAACGAACAAGAAUCCGUCGUGAUGGGCGCAGACAAGAAGGACGUCCUGCUCACUGUGGAGCCCGACGGAACAGUGGUCCUCUCUGCCAGGAUGAAAGUGACGCUGUUCUGUCUGAUGAACCUACAGAAGUUCCCAUUCGACCAGCAGCAGUGCCCUCUGGUGCUGGAGAGUUGGACACACAAUAGCAGCGACCUGAACCUGUUCUGGGAGUCCGAUUCGCCCGUCACGGUGAACAGGGACCUACACCUCACCGAGUACCGCCUGGUCAACAUGUGGUCCAACUUCAGCGUCGCCAACUACUCCCUCACAGCUGACGUGAGAACGGCUUUCGGCCUGCAGUCCCGCCUGUACGGGAAAUUCGGUGGUAACUACAGCGCCCUGACAGUGCGGUUCGACCUGGCCAGAGAAGUCGGCCACUAUAUCAUGGACUACUUUGUCCCCAGCAUCCUGCUGGUCGUCGUGUCCUGGGUCUCCUUCUGGCUGGACCCGAACGCCGUGCCCGGCAGAACUACACUCGGCACGAGCACUAUGCUCACAUUCAUCACCCUGACCCGCAACACAGGCAGCUCCCUGCCCAAGGUGUCCUACAUCAAGGCCACCGAGAUUUGGUUCAUUGUCUGCACGGCUUUCAUCUUCGGUUCGCUCGUCGAGUUCGCCUUUGUCAACACAAUAUGGCGGAGGAAGAAAAACGUAGAGCUCAAGAAGGUCAACAGUAAGUACAUCCUCAAAUCAACUCUGACGCCGCAGAUGAGUCGCAAGCAGUUCAGCGGCUCCUCUGCCAGCAUCGACCGGUGUCAGUCCUGGCCCACGGUCGUGCAGACCGACUCGAACAGCGAACUCAAGUUCUACCUCGGUCCUAGCGACAGCAACACGCUGACCGUGAACUCGAUGGACUCCGUCCGGACUGACCCUAACGUCACAUCGAAGGAGGAUCCUGGAUACACGGACCUGGUAAUCCCUGUGCCCGCACCCGGCGCCCCGCCCGACAACAUCGGCUUCACCACGAUGACGCCGCAACAGAUUGCGCAGUGGAUAGACCGGCGCAGUCGCGUCUUCUUCCCGGCAGCCUUCAUCCUCUUCAACAUCCUCUACUGGGGUUUCGUCUGGAUCUGAAACAGUGGCGCCAUCUUCGGUCGGCUUACGUCACGGAUCGCAUCACAUUAGCCGUUAUAGCAGUUGCUGUUCCUCUCGUAGUGAAACGCAGUGACGUCAAGAUACCUGCACUGUCUGACGUACGCAAACGUCUCAACGUUUGUGACCGUACUAUUAUUGUGUUUCUGGACACUAUCCACUAUCCUGUUUCUUAUUAAAGAGGCACAACGUUUCGGAGACAGGAUUCUGUCUCCGUUUAGUCCCUACCUUCCGGAGACAGGGACUACCUCUAUCGAUUA